AUGGAGGAAAUAAAGAGCCCCCAGGAAUUGUACGAAAUAGCACAUCGGUUCGACUGGAACCCGAAAGUCGAGUUCAGGUUUUGGGUGACUGCUGCCAACAGGCUUUACCAUGAGGGCCUGGCAUAUUUCCAAGAUGGCGAUCUCGCGCAGGCUUACAUUUGCUUGCUUCGGUAUUCCGCGCUUGUCGUGAAAUGGCUACCAGACCAUCCAGAGGCGAAACGAUCAGAAUCCCGGUCGGCUUAUAAGCCGCUAUUGAAGCGCACACAAAAAGUUCUAAGCAUUCUUGAAGGGUUGCGCGCUGAGCUUAACGAGACCUACAAGCGUUAUCAGCAAUCUGCCGACAAACGUCGUGCUGCGCUCAGACAUUCCCUUUAUGGCUCUAUAUCGUCGACAUAUGGGCGUCAUGCUGCCAAUGACCCCACAUUGGCAUGGAGUUAUGCUUCUGAGGCAGAAGUCUUAGAUGCAGGGGCAUAUCAAGAUUUGGCAGUUGAUCUGGCGAAACGGGAAAUGCGCCGCCGCCGAGAUAGGGACGAGGACAGGCAGCGUCGAGUUGCGGGAUACUGGGCUGACUGGAAGCAAGAACUGGAUAGGAGAAGAGAAGAAGAGCGAGGAGUACAGCUUGAGAGGCAAGAAGAGCUGUUGAGCAGAGGAGAAGCGAAGAGAGACGCCAGCCGUUACAUGGAUGAUGAUGACUGGCGUCAGCAAAUGAAGGAAGCUCGGCGCCAAUUGGACCAGGCUCACGAUACCGCGGCAUUCAUAGAUCACUACUCUUACCAAACCACCACAUACAAUUACCCCGCGAUCAGCAAGAGCUCCGCGGUCCGAUAUGAGAAGCCAUCAAUUUCUCAGAGGGAAGAGGCCUCGAGGCCUCUUCCCCCUCGCCCGCCCAAGGAACUCCCUCUAAUACAACCUCUUGCCUCACCCCCGCCUCCUCCUGACAAAACACCCUUGGAGCUCGGGAGCCCCCCUCCAUACAGUUCUUCUGUUCACGACGAAGAGGCACCACCGCUUCCUCCAAAAGCACUGGCUCCGCCACCAGCUGAGAACAAGAGAGUGACAUUCAGACCAGCCGCAUACCUCGAAAACGGUCAACCCCUUCGUCCUGUCUUUCUACCCAGCUCCUUGCGCCGUCGUUUCCUCGAUAUGGCCGCGGAGAACACCCGCAAGAACCUGGAGAUGUGUGGCAUCCUCUGUGGUACAACCGUUAACAACGCGCUCUUCAUCUCACACCUGGUGAUCCCCGAGCAAGAGUGCACGCCCAACACGUGCGAGACGGUCAACGAGCAGAGCUUGUUUGAUUACUGUGACGAGCAUGAGCUUAUCGUGAUUGGUUGGAUCCAUACCCAUCCGACGCAGACUUGCUUCAUGAGCUCGCGGGACUUGCACACGCAUUCAGGAUAUCAGGUCAUGAUGCCUGAGAGCAUCGCUAUUGUUUGCGCGCCGAGUUAUGAUGAGUAA
This is a messenger RNA of Thermochaetoides thermophila DSM 1495, 1458 nucleotides long. RefSeq lists its product as uncharacterized. Gene Ontology annotation, cellular component: membrane; endosome. Gene Ontology annotation, biological process: protein K63-linked deubiquitination. Bases 1 to 1458 code for a protein of 485 amino acids. The transcript has 2 exons. Lineage: Eukaryota; Fungi; Ascomycota; Sordariomycetes; Sordariales; Chaetomiaceae. Gene Ontology annotation, molecular function: metal-dependent deubiquitinase activity; protein binding; K63-linked deubiquitinase activity. The record is from RefSeq and is a predicted model, not a curated record.